Nilaparvata lugens (brown planthopper) is the source of this 5945-nucleotide messenger RNA. Its product is annotated as neuroligin-4, Y-linked. The transcript has 12 exons. Gene Ontology annotation, molecular function: neurexin family protein binding; signaling receptor activity. Bases 678 to 2897 code for a protein of 739 amino acids. The record is from RefSeq and is a predicted model, not a curated record. Gene Ontology annotation, biological process: chemical synaptic transmission; synaptic vesicle endocytosis; presynaptic membrane assembly. Gene Ontology annotation, cellular component: synapse; cell surface; postsynaptic membrane. NCBI's taxonomy places the organism in Eukaryota, Metazoa, Arthropoda, Insecta, Hemiptera, Delphacidae.
UUGCACUCCCAAUUUUAGUCGUGCGCAUACCACGUUCGCGAGUACUGCAUCUGGAUAUCCUCGCUUUCAAGCCAUUGAUGGUGCCAAAUCGUCCUGACGUGUGAGGUGAUUCUCAUAGUGAAAUUAUUUAUGUGGGUCAUCGUUUGCUACGUAUCUACAACUACCACUACUUACUAUACAACUCUCCCAAGAGUGGAAAAAUACAAUUUUUAAAAUACCAGUCUCCUUCAAAUCUCUCGCCGAAUUAUCAAAAUAAUUUUUUCAAGUUAUAGCAAAUCAAUAGUGUGGUUGCUAUCAUUUUAUGUGUUGUUUCGAAGUUUACUUGUAGCAUUCACCAGUGAUCCAAAUAUUCGCCAACAAUGAAUAUCAUGCACCGCUAAUUAUAAACGUGGUGGAACACGGAUAGUGCAUUUCGGUGAGCAACGACCAAUGCUUCCAUAGAUAGGUGGUGAACAAAAAAGAGUUUUGUGUAGGUGCUGCUCUAUCUAAUAUCGGGACGUGGCGCGGAAUAAUUGGCUACAUAAUAAUAAUAGAGAGUAGCGCGCGGUUUGUGGCGUGAGUGCUGUGUGGUCGCUCGGUGUGGUGAGUGCGUGAGUGCGUGUGUGAUGUGACGUCACACGUGUGAUGGUGGCGACGUGUGGCAGUCAUGCUGGAACGUGUGGCGUGGUCUGCUGACAAUGUGGAUAUGCCUGCUCGGCCUCUUCAUGUUCAUGCUGAGCACGUCGCCUGCCCUCGCUGGACCGCGUUACAGCUCACGGAUUGUCGAAACAGAGUCCGGUGCUAUCAGAGGGGUGAUACUGGAACUGAACUCACGCUACCUGGAGCCAGUGGAGGCGUUUCUAGGGGUUCCAUACGCGGCCGCGCCGGUCGGCGAGAGACGGUUCGCGUGGGCGGGCAGACCGCGACCAUGGAAGGGUACACGACUUGCCGACACUCUGCCGACCGUCUGUCCGCAGCGACCGCCCGACCUGUCGAAUCGCACCGCCUUGCUGCAGACAAUGCCGCGUGGGCGGCUCACCCUCCUCUCACAGCUGGUGCCUCUCCUAGCCAACUACAGCGAAGACUGUCUCCACAUGAAUAUCUACAUGCCAGCCACAGGAAGCCGGGGAGCGGAAGCGCCGUACGCGAUUCUGGUGUUUGUGCACGGCGAGUCGUUCGAAUGGAACGCGGGAAAUCCGUACGACGGCAGCGUGUUAGCCAGCCACGGCCACAUCAUUGUAGUCACUGUCAAUUAUCGUCUAGGAAUUUUAGGUUACCUACAGAAGGAGCAGGAGGAGAAGAGCCUAGCUCAGAGCGACGUGGAGGCAGCCCUUCGUUGGAUCAAGCACAACAUGGCGCGCUUCGGGGGGGACCCCACGCGCAUCACGCUCAUGGGCCACGGUCCGGGGGCAGUGCUCGCCAACCUCCUCCUCCUCUCCGCCUCCUCCAAAGAUCUGUUCAAUCGAGCGAUACUUCUUUCGGGCACAGUGCUGAGUCCAUGGGCGUUGGCCCAACAACCAGACCAGCUGAAGAGGACGAUAGCUCUGCAGCUGGGCUGUCCCCUCAGCAACCAACAGCUGUUCGCCUGCCUCAAGCAUUUGUCACUGGAAGCGCUACUGUCGGCCCGCACACGUCCGCCACGCUUUCUCUCCAGCUACGCGCCCUGGAUGAAGGUCGACCCGCUCACCGUGCUCAACGAGUCACCCGAAAAUUUCUACACCACAGACUUAUUGAUAGGCACCACCACCACCGAGAGCUAUUUGGAUUUCAGUGCUCAUGACAUAGAGUUUGGUUUCGAGGAAGACCAGCGAAAUCGGAUACUGAGAACUUACGUGAGAAACGCCUACAUCUACCACCUGAACGAGAUAUUCUCGACAGUGCGAAACGAGUACACGGACUGGGAGAAGCCGAUAGUGCACCCGAUCAACAUCCGCGACGCAACCCUCGAGGCACUGAGCGACGGACACACUGUCUCACCGCUCGUCAAGACGGCUCAGCUGCAUGCGAGGCACGGCUCCAGGACCUACUUGUUCCACUUCGGCUAUCAGACCAAGGAGACAGAGUUCUUACAAAGGCUUGGCAGCGUACGAGGAGACGAGCUACCCUACAUGUUCGGUCAUCCGUUUGUGCUUGGAAUGCCUCAUUUUCCGAUGAACUACACACGGCAAGACCUGGCUGUGUCGGAAAUGUUGAUGACCUAUUUAUGCAACUACAUAAAAACUGGAAAUCCUAAUGAACGCCAAGCCGGUGAGGACAAAACAAGGCAUAGACAAUCUUUGUACUGGGAAGCCUUCACGCCUUCAACCCAAUUCUAUCUGAAUGUUGCUCAAAAACCGAGAUUGAAGAGUCACUACCGGGGACAUCGCAUGGCUAUCUGGCUGAAUUUGAUACCACAGCUUCAUCAACCGGGCGACGGUGACGUCAGCAUGAGGCAUCAUCACUUCCAUGAAAGGGAGAGCUAUUACUAUUCUGGAGUGGUGCGAGCCGAAUCGUUCACGCGCUCCCCGCCUGCCCAGUCACCGGGGAAACCGUCGGACGAGGACGUGAUGCUGUUGGAGUGCAGCGAUAACGGGACGGCACCGCUGCUGAGCGGCGACAGAGAGGGUGACGUGGGUGAUGACGAAGAGGGUCAAGCCCUGCUCAGGAAGAGUCAGGCGGCCGCUCUGGGUCUCACUCUAGCCGUCGGCUUCCUCCUCCUGCUCCUCAACGUGCUAGUGUUCGCGUUUCUCUACUGCCAGCACGAUAAGCGGCGUCAGAAGAAAGCCGGACGCCUAAAGAAAAGUGCCGCCUCCAUGGAAACGCCUCCACCCCCGCCACCACCGCCACCGCCCCCACGACCCAUGACCCAGAACCCCAUUCAUCCGCUCGGAGGCGGCACUGUCAAAAAACGCUUCCAAAUACAGGAGAUAUCGGUGUAGUUCGUGAACCCUUUUAAAAACGACACAUUCUGGUAAGCUACUCAAAUACAACUGUCCUAUCGGGCCUUUACGAAUUUUCAGAGCUCUGUAUGAGACUUUUUUAACGCAACAUUCUGUGUAAGCUACUCAAAUACAGGGUCGUAUCAGAUCAGCCUAUUGGAAUUUUCAGAGAUGUAUAUUACUUACUGGAUAAGACUCUUUUCAACGAAACAUUCUGUGCUAGCUACUUUUAAUAAGGGAUUUGUAACAGUGUCUGGCCUAUCCGAGUUUCUCAAGAUACAAGAGAAAUUUGUAUUCAAACGUAACAUCCUGUGUAAGUUUCUCAAAUUUGAUAGUUGUAUCAGUGUCAUGCCUGUAAGAGUUUCCAGAGGUAUGAAAGAGAUGUGUAUGAUACUUUUUUAAAAUAAAACAUUCUGUGUAAGCUAUCCAAAUGAUAUGGGAGUUGUGCUGAUGUCAGGCCUAUCGUGGAUGAUUAUAGGAUAAAUAUGUAAAGAUUCUUCAAGAAUGAAACAUUCUCUGUGAGGCUCUCGAAUUUGUAUUACCGAAGUCUGUCUCUGGAUAGUGUAUCAAGGUCCAAGUUAUUCAAAGUUUCUGGAAUAAAAGUGUCAAGUUCAAGAUAUUCUCAUAGAAAAAGGGAAAUUCUGUGUAGGCUACAUAAAUAAAGAGAUUUUCAUAGAGAAUGAUAAAUUUCAUGUAGGCUACACAAAUAAAGAAAUAUUCGUAGAUAAUGAGAAAUUCUGUUUAGGCUACACAAAAAAAGUUGUCGUUUCAAAAUCAAAUCUAUAAUUUCCAGUAAAUCUCUAUAAUUUCAUCGCAGACAAAUAAGUAAUGUCUAUGUAGUUUCUAAAAAUUAAUAUGUAAUGAUUCCUCUUAGAACGAAGAUGACCAUGUAAACUGCGGUAUUCGUGUGAGAGAAAAGUUGCAUCAGGUUCUAUCCAAAAAUUCAGAAGGAUGCAGUUAUAAUAUAAAAGUAUGGUUAAUCAGAUUCACAAGAACGGCAUUCAACGAAAACUACUUGAAUGAGAGAGUGAUAUUAUAUCAGGGUCAUAAUUCAUUCAAAUUCCCAGUGAUAUUUAUAGGAAUAGUUUAAAUGGGGAUCUUCUAGAAGGAAGCAUUCUGCGUGAACUACUCAUAGUUGAUUCAGAGUCAGGCUCUAGAAUUGCCAGGGAUAUUAUAUUGAUGUCAUGUGUAUGGGACCCUUUUGAAAAAAUAUUCUUUGUAAGAUACUCGAAUACAAUAUUAUGGAUAUUGUAUUUUAAUCAGGCCUAAUCGAAUGUUUAUAAUUCAUGAGAUCUUUUCAACUUGAAUUUCCAGGAAAAGACAUUGAUUCGUUCAAGGAACAGCUUUCUAAUAGAAAUAUUUCUAGUUUAUAUCAUCCAUUCUUAUUCCAUGAGAUCAAUCAGAUACAAAACAAAUACAGUAAUUCAUUAGAAAAUAAAUUCACUCAAGUCAAUCACAUUGGUUGGUAUCUCAUUCCGUAGCAUUUUUUGUCAUGUAUCUGUAAGGACUGAGAAUUGUAUCAGCUUCUUAGAUACAUAUUUUUCGUUGAUGUUUUGUACAGCAUGGGAAUACAAAUAACAUUUCUAUGAACUCAUUAAAUUUCUAUAACGAGAUAUUGUUUAAAGAUUCAUUCUGUAAUCAAGUAUUGUUUGAAGAUUAAUCUUGCAAUCGAGUAUAUGAACAGAGCGAUAGACUGACUAAAUAAAAUGUUCCAUAUCGCAUUCAAAAUAAUGAGUAAUUAUUACAAACAAACAUGCAAAUCAGCUUUUGCUGGAAUUGGAACCAGAAACCUAGCAAGUUCCUUCUACAGCGCUCCAUGAUAACAUAAUUUCAAGAUUGAUUACUUAUCUCAUCAAGAAAUAUUCAAGAGUGUGGGUGAUGGUAUUUGAUCUGUAAUUAGUUUGUUGACUUGCAGUAUAAACUUCAGAAACUCGAAUCGUAAAGUUUGAACCAGGCUUCAGGGUAGUUAUGCUUUGCUUCCACUUACUUUAGAGUAAUCGAUAAAUAUUUGUCAACUGAACCUACCGAGAGGAGAACUAGCAAGCAAAUUCCAUUUCUAAUUUCGAUAAGUGAUUACUUUGCCAUAGAAUGGAUUACAUGUGAGGUGAUGAGAGAAUUGAUUCAAUUUGAAAAGGUCAGUUUAUUUCUCAUUAGAAUCGUCUUUCCGUACUCGUCUGAGCAAAUUGAUCUGAUGGUGAUAAAAAUUGAAUUUUGGUUGAAAUAUCUCUUAUCGGAAUAAUGCUAUAAUGUGUCAAUAAAUAUGAAUUUAUCAAGAAAAUGUGAUCAAUCAGAAUUUAUCAUUCCAUCAAACAUAUAUUCAAUAAAUUCCAAUAAACAUUAAAUGGAACAUCACUUGAAUUUUGAAAACUUUUUCCAAUUAUCCAAUGAAUUCGAGAUGUACAAUGGAAAUUUCUUCUUGUGAUGAUGAAUUGAGUUCCUUGAAAAAUUAAUCUCUUAACAACUACAUUGACAACUUCUAGAAUUUCUUAACUGCUAGGACUGAGAUUUUGUGUCUUUAAGAUAGAAGAGAUUGAGAAUUUUGUGAAAGCACUAGACUUUUUUGAAGUAUGAAAACAAAAUAUAAGACAUUAUUCCUCAGAGAUUUCCUGUAUUUCAUUGUUGAGAAAUGUGUUGUAUGCUGGAGAAGAUCAUUCAUCAAUAAUCAUUCGGAAUAAUCAUUGUUCUUACACGCAUUCAAGGUGGAAGUCAGUGAGAUACAUUGUAUCAUACGAACCAAUCAUUUUGUAAAUUGAAGUAAAUAUUUGAAUGUACUCUUUUGAAAAAUAUGAUCUGAAAUUCUGUAACCGAACUCUUGUAAAUACCAAUCCAACAACUAGCUCAAAUAUCAUGCAAUCUUGAUCCAUUUGUGAAAAUAUUCCACUGUAUUCUACUCAAGAGUCUCUUAUAUCCGUGUUCCAUCUUGAUAAAUCUUGAAACUUAUGGUGUACAGUAGAUAGAUAACUAAUCAAUAAUUGAUAUUUUUAUAGUAAAUUGAAAAUAUUUGUCAAAAAAAUCAACGUUGGAAGUUGAAUAAACGUUUUCUUCAUA